Molecule: messenger RNA, 2229 nt
Organism: Physcomitrium patens
Lineage: Eukaryota; Viridiplantae; Streptophyta; Bryopsida; Funariales; Funariaceae
Product: putative pectinesterase 68
Biological process (GO): cell wall modification; pectin catabolic process
Molecular function (GO): pectinesterase activity
Source: RefSeq, a predicted model, not a curated record
CUGCAAAUUCCUGUCCUCACGCUAAUCUCGCACACUUGUAAUGAGGAACUUCCCGUUUCUAUCCAGUCUGGUUGACAGAGCCAUAGAUACUUUAUAAAUCUGCGCUCUUCACCCGACGAUCAUCGGUUGUGUUCACCGGGGGUGAUUACGGUAGGCUCUGGGUCACAUUCAACCAGUGCCACGCUGAUUGAAUGUGCAGUACAAUGUGGUUCCUCAACGUUGAAUAGCAUCUUGAGUUCUUCUUCUGUUCUUUUUGAUACUGGAAGUUUUUAGGUUUCAUUGGCGGUGUCCACUUUCGUUUGUUUCAUUGUUGACGCAAAUUCUUACUGCCGAUCGUGGAUAGAGAUGCAAUUGUUUCCAGAUGACAGGAAGCCAGAGUCAAUUGUGCAGGAGGGAUUUUUGUCGAUAAGCAUAUCAGGCAAAUUCUUGUAAUAAUCUGCUUCCUUAGUAGCGCAUGCAAUGGCAGAACAUGUGAUACUCAUUCCGAAUUCAAGAUAUGUUAUUCUCGCAGCAAUGGUGGUGCUUCUCAGCAGCAUGCCAGAUCCAUGUCAUGGGCAGUCAUGGUGGUCAUGGGCGUCAAGUCCGCCUUCUCCCUCUGCUUCGACAAAUUCAUCGACUGCCACUCCGCCUUCGCCCUUAUACACCAGUCCAGCACCUCCGCCAUCGCCCAGUGCCCCAACCACGCCUGCCACGCCACCGUCUCCCACCUUCAGCGUCCCAAGCACGCCUGCUGCUCCACCUUCACCCACCUUCGGCGUCCCAACAACUCCAUCGACUCUACCAUCCAGUGCGCCAACAACAAGCUCCACCACGAGUACCACACUCAUUGUGAUGACAACUUCGUUUUUUUUUGGGCCCGAAACCAUCUACACGUCCGUGCAAGACGCGAUUGAUGCAGUGCCAGAAAACAACACUGACUUGUAUACCAUUGAGAUUCUCUCUGGCACGUACACGGAGAAAGUGUCGAUUCCAGCCACAAAGCCAUUUAUUACACUUCAAGGAGCUGGAAGAAAUAAUACUAUAAUCUCAUACAACGAUACUGCUAAUAGCACAGGCUCUACCAUGAAGAGUGCCACCUUCACUGUAUUCGCUGCCAAUUUCACUGCUCGGAACGUCACCUUCCAGAAUUCGGCGCCACAUGCUGUAGCAGGGGAAACUGGUGCCCAAGCAGUUGCGUUGCGCAUUGCAGGAGAUAUGGCGGCCUUCUAUGGCUGCGGCUUCAUAAGCUCGCAAGAUACCAUCUGCGAUGAAGAAGGUCGUCACUACUUCCGGGACUGCUACGUUGAGGGGAACAUCGACAUCAUCUGGGGCAAUGGACAAUCACUGUACGAGUAUACCCAAAUCCAGUCCACCGCAAAUAAUAGCAGUGGGAGCAUCACGGCACAGGGUCGCGCUUCAGACAAGGAAACAACAGGCUUUACAUUCGUUGGUGGUUCCAUUACCGGCACUGGUGAUAAUAUUCUUGGCCGCGCUUAUGGCUUGUACUCGCGUGUGUUUUUUAUUGACACGUACAUGGAAGACAUAAUCAAUCCGGUGGGUUGGAGCGAUUGGCCGACGGUAACCGCCUCAAAAGGACAUGAGCAUUACGGUGAAUAUGGAAACACUGGCCCAGGUGCGAACUUAACUGGUCGGGUUAGCUGGAUGGUAAAAUUAACCGAAGCUGAGGCUGCCAACUUCUCAAGCUUGAGCUUUAUUGAUGGAUCAUUAUGGCUCUCUUCGCAGACAUGACCCGACGGCACUGACUCAUCUUCAACUAUUGCCUACUGCUUGAUUAUCUCCAAAUCUUUGUGUACCAAGUGACGUUUACCAAUUUAGCCUCCACAGCAUGCGACCAAGUUGAUUUAGUGAGGAAGACUUGAAAUGCUGCUCAAUCCACCUACCGCUACCUUGUAAAAAUAUUCAAAUCUAGAGCUAUGACCUUGUGUGCUAGAUCUUUCAAAAGACACAAAGAUAAUAGACUUGCAUGGGGAUGCCGCCUGGCGUGGGAAGGAAACCUUGACGUGAUCCACAUGGCUCAUCCUUCACUGGAACAUGCACAAGGGUACAUAGCCCCCGAAACUGGCACCGCAUUCUGAGUUUUGACACAGUUUAGAGAUAGCGGUUGAUACCUUCCAAAUUGUGGAAUCAUCCUCGCUAAAUGAUGAUUUGAAGAACAUGUAACCGUCUUGAACCACAUGGAAUGCAAUCCUUACGAACUGUGGGAUCUACACUCACUGCAAGCAUUCCUUA